GCGGCCCCGCUGCCCGCCCGCGCGCCAUGGGGGAGCUGCGCGAGGUGGAGGGCAGCGCGCUGCGGCGGCUGCUGCGGCGCGAGGCGGGCCCCGGGCGCUGCCCGCUGCUGCUGGACUGCCGGCCCUUCCUGGCCCACGGCGCCGGCCACAUCCGCGGCGCGCUCAGCGUGCGCUGCAACAGCAUCGUGCGGCGCCGCGCCAAGGGCGCCGUCAGCCUGGAGCAGAUCCUGCCGGCCGAGGGCGAGGUGCGCGCCCGCCUGCGCGCCGGCCUCUUCCCCGCCGUGGUGCUCUACGACGAGCGCAGCGCCCGCGCCGAGAGCCUGCGGGAGGACAGCACCGUGUGGCUGGUGGUGCGGGCGCUGCGCCGCGACACGGCGCGCGCCGACAUCCGCCUGCUCAAAGGAGGCUACGAGAGGUUUUAUUCAGAGUACCCAGAAUUCUGUGCGAAAACGAAAUCCCUGAGCAGCAUUUCUCCACCAGCCAGCACAGAGCCGAUCGAACUGGGGUGCAGCUCCUGUGGGACUCCCCUGCAUGAUCAGGGAGGCCCAGUGGAAAUCCUUCCUUUCCUCUACCUUGGCAGUGCGUAUCACGCAGCCCGGAGGGACAUGCUGGACACGCUGGGCAUCACGGCCCUCUUGAACGUCUCGUCAGACUGUCCCAAUCACUUCGAAGGACACUAUCAGUACAAGUGCAUCCCAGUGGAGGAUAACCACAAGGCUGACAUCAGCUCCUGGUUCAUGGAAGCAAUAGAGUAUAUAGACUCGGUGAAGGACUGCCACGGCCGGGUACUGGUGCACUGCCAGGCUGGCAUCUCCCGCUCUGCCACCAUCUGCUUGGCCUACCUGAUGAUGAAGAAGCGUGUGAAGCUAGAGGAGGCGUUUGAGUUUGUCAAACAGCGCAGGAGCAUUAUCUCCCCCAACUUCAGUUUCAUGGGGCAGCUGCUGCAGUUUGAGUCCCAAGUGCUGGCCACCUCCUGUGCUGCCGAGGCUGCCAGCCCCCCGGGGCCGCUGAGAGAGCGGGGCAAGGCCUCCUCCACGCCAACCUCCCAGUUUGUGUUCAGCUUCCCGGUCUCCAUGGGGGUGCACGCGACCCCCAGCAGCCUCCCCUACCUGCACAGCCCCAUCACCACCUCGCCCAGCUGUUAGCACAUGGCACUAACUCCAGCACUGAGGUAGCACCUCCAGCAGGAGGGAUGCUGACCUCACAGCCGCUGCCAGCCAUGAGCCUGCAAUAACUGACUGGCCUCGCUGGCCAGCAUUGCCACUCUCCCCUCGACACCGAGCAAUAACGGCUGGUCUGCCGCUGGCUUCGAGCUGCCUCUGGGGGUCCUUGUUUUCGCGGAGAAACUCCUUACCUCAUUGUUUUUUUUUGUUGUUUUUAAGCAGCAAGGCUUGAAGUUGUGAAUUCCACAAAUCCUGACAAUGUGUCUGACCAGUUUUGUUUGGGGAAGAAAAUUACAAUUUCCCAAAGUGCCUGGUUUUGAUUUUUUCCCUAAUAUUUCUUUAAUAAAAUCCCCCAAAACAAACACCCAGCAGAAAUAUUUUUAACCUGGGCAGGAGACUUCUGGUUUUAAAACAUGGACUUGCUAAAAACAAAGUUGAGCCCAUGAGAUUUAUUGCAGUGAUUUCCUCUGAGUACUGAACUGCAACAUUUGUGCUGUCAGUGAUUCUAUAACCUGUUUGUGUGUUAACUAUGAGCACAACAGCAUGCAGGUCUCAAAGCAGCUAGAGAACAAAUCCUCUUAUCACAUACCUGCAAGGACUGCUGUACCAGUCUCCUGUGUUGGGGGACAGGGAUUAACGUGUGUAUUUCCAGGCUGUACACAAGUGAGUUCAGAUCACUCAGUCACUGCGCCAUGGACUCUUCCGUCCAAGGAACAAUCUUUGUGCGUAGUGGGUAGCACCUAGAGGUAGUAUCCUGUCUCCUUCCUAGCCCUGCUUGUAGUAAUGUAUCUUACAUCAGAAAAGGGUGGUUUCUUUACUUGGGUGGGGCCAAUGCUUAUACACCUGCUUUGCACUCCCCACGCUCCUCUGGAACACUGUGUAUAUCCUGGCAUGAGCUGGUGGGUGCUCUGUGCUGAGGCUCCUGGAUGCUUGCUUGGGAUCCAUCCUCGGGGGAUAUAAGGGAACAGUGCUAGGCUAGGAAGCCUGGGACCGUGGCAUGCUAAUCAGUAGUUCAUAAGCAUCAGUGACAGUAGGGUGCUGCUCUGGCUGCCCCAGAAAUGUUAUUUCCCAAAUCAGAAUAGCCUUUUUAUCCACUAGAGCAGUGUUUUCUCCAUUAGGGAACAAUCUUGGCAGCUGUGGCAGGGCAGGGUCACUGUCCUUUCUGGACAAGGGAGUCCUCUCGCACUCUGAAUGUACAGUGCAGUCGGGUGUCAGUAGGUACCCAUCAUUUCAAGCCACAAGUCUGCAAUGCCCUGCUCCAAACCCGCCUCAGGGCCAGUAAUGAAUCUGGCUGUACGAAGAUGCUAUCGUGCCUGAGACUGCAUUUGCUGGUAAUGUGGUUACUAGCUUUUUGUCCCCUUGUCAGUGUCCUUAGAUUCACGCUAGCUGCAUGCAGAUCCUGGUCCCCUUGGCACAACUCCCAUUUACUUCACUGAGAUCUGGAGCUAACGAGGUACAUCUACACUACCCAAAAAAACCCAGGAACCCUGCAGCAGCAAAUCUCAGAGCUCGGGUCAGCUGACUCAGGCUUGGGCUAGGGGCUACAAACAGCUGUGUAUACAUUCUGCCUUGGGCUAGAGCCUGGGCUCUGCAACCUGGGAGCUCUGAGCCUCAUUGCCCUAGGUCUGGGUUUUAUUUGUUGUGCUGUGUAGAGACCCCCCCGGGCUCCAUGGCAGCAAGCCCCAAGCUUCCAGCCCAGCAGAUUGAAAUAAAAACCACAACCGCAACUCAUGGCACAAUUUCCUCUUCUGUGUCUGGGACAGUGGACAACUCUGGCCACUGGGGGUCAGACACUUUUCACUGCAGACAGAUCUUCCCUUGCCUUCCUGGCGGUGUUUAUUUCUCCAUGGGAUUUGUGCCUUAGUUCUGUUGGGAACUGUCUCCCCAGAGCGCUGCACCCCUGAGAACCAUCAGUUCCCCAGACCCAAAUACUGCUGGGCAAGCUGACUCCUGCCCUCUGGUGGGCUGCUUGUGGCAGAAGGAAGCAGUCCUGUUUGCCAAAAUGGUAUCUCAAUAAUGCCCCCACCAACCUGUUCUGAGCAGGGGUUUCUCUUUUCUUUUCAGUCCCCCUUAAACAUCGCCUUGGCUCCUGACUCAGCCUGGGUUGGAAUGUGCUAAAAUUACCCAUUAAAGGAAUACCCUAGUCUGUUAAAUGAAGGUAGUUUGGCUCAAAUGUUCAACAGAGGCAGCUAAGCUUCACCUCUGAGUUCCAGCUGCUUUUACUUUUACUUUUGCACGUGCCAAUGUCUUGCAGUCAUAGCUUUGGGUUUUGGAAAAUGUGUCCCUUUAUAUGUGCCACACCAAAACUGGUAACUCGUCCCCAAGCCAAGGCCUCAGUGAUCUGAUCAGUUAACAGAUGGAGCACGCUCACCAGCCUGCAUUGAGCAACACUGCAUUUCACAUCAUUCCACUCUUAAUGCAAAUACACCCUGGAGUCUGUGACCUCUUCCCUGUGAGUAAGGUUCAAAACUGCCAUCACCUGCCCUUUUUUUACUACCGUAUUAACUGGUCAAAGAAGUUCAGUGUUCGUAGGGGGGGAAUCUAUGCCCAGAUUUGUUUGAAGACCAUCUUUUCCAAGAGCAAGAAACCAAACGCAGCCAGGCCUGUUGUGUCACUGGGUCUCUGUCUUCAAAAUUUCUUCCAUGUGGAGUGUGGUGGAGUUGAGCACCUUGCCCUCGGCGCCCAUGCUGCUGAUUCCCUAGUCCCGGCCCCUGGAGCAGGGCUGGGAGUGUAGCGAGAAGUGGAGCUUGGUGCCAGUGCCAUGGGGGGGAUGGAUGGAUGGGUGUAGCCCCUUGGCAUCACAGCAGGUAUUGUGAAUUCCAGUGCCACCUGGCACCAGGAGGCUUCGGCCCUUCCUGCUCCUGGGGUGUCUUCACUGAGCUUGGGCCCAAAGCAAGCAGGACCUCAGGUUAACACUUUAUCCACAAGAUGGCAGCUCCAGCUGGUGGUGCUGGAUGGUGCUCUGCCCAUUUGGGUAUGGCUGGCCUGGCCUCAAUGCUCCCACUGUCUCAUUGCUGGACGGGCACACACAGGGGUGUGGGUUUUUUGCUUUAGUGCUGGCUCCUCAAAUGGCCACUGAUCUCUUGUCCUGCACUUUAAGUAACAAAAUACCGUGGCCCACCAUAGGAGAGCAUCCUUGCUUUUGAUGAUCGCACAGAAUCUGUGCAGCCGGCUGUCCUCUCUGACCAAGGUGGCCACAGAUCCUUCUCCAAGGGUACAGCAAGGAGGCAGCUUUGGAUAAAAUCUGGAGAGCAAUGCAAUAAUUCCUGGGUCCAGCCCCCUCACUCACAGUGGUCCUGUUGCUACAGAUGUCUGUAUGUGUGUCAGAUGUAUAUAUGUAUGUUUUUUUAGAAAGUUGACAUGUUUGUUUUUAUUUAUUGCCUGAGAGAUCAUUUGGAGAAAAAUAAAUACAUUUUCAACAGUA
Caretta caretta (loggerhead turtle) is the source of this 4587-nucleotide messenger RNA. RefSeq names its product dual specificity phosphatase 4 (gene DUSP4). Gene Ontology annotation, biological process: negative regulation of MAPK cascade; endoderm formation; protein dephosphorylation. Gene Ontology annotation, molecular function: MAP kinase tyrosine/serine/threonine phosphatase activity. Gene Ontology annotation, cellular component: nucleus; cytoplasm. The record is from RefSeq and is a predicted model, not a curated record. Lineage: Eukaryota; Metazoa; Chordata; Testudines; Cheloniidae.